This is a messenger RNA of Lutzomyia longipalpis, 1082 nucleotides long. RefSeq names its product tetratricopeptide repeat protein 36 homolog. The record is from RefSeq and is a predicted model, not a curated record. NCBI's taxonomy places the organism in Eukaryota, Metazoa, Arthropoda, Insecta, Diptera, Psychodidae. Bases 407 to 985 code for a protein of 192 amino acids. Gene Ontology annotation, biological process: cilium assembly. Gene Ontology annotation, molecular function: protein binding. The transcript is spliced from 3 exons.
UGACACCAAGGAAGCCAAUUUUGAUUACAUCUGUUAGUGGAGUCAUUUAUUAAAUGGUACAUGUCCAGCAGUGCGACGAAAGUCAAAAAAAAUUGAGUGUUGCUUCCGCAAUUCUUGCUGCAAAUUUCUUCCCAUUGAAUCUCAUCCAAAAAAUAUAUUUCUUUCUCAACUCACGAUGCUCUCUCGUGCAAAUCAAGUUCCACUUGUUGUUGUUUAUCUCUCUUCCAAAAACACGAAGACUUCUCUUUAAUAAAACUAAUAAAAAAAAAUGUUCUUGACAACAAACAGGUGUCCAGUAUUUAAAUGAGGCUUCUAACUGCGGAUUCACUUUCAGUAUCACGCGCACUCCCGUCGACGUUGAACGCAAAAGAGAAAAAUUUCCGCAUUUAUUUGUACAAAAAAAAAGAUGCCACAGCUUCUCAGUGAAUUACUCAGUGAUCGUGAUAAGGCGGUACUUGAUAGUAUUUUUAAUCCCUUCCAAAUUGGCGGUGGUGCUGAGGAGGGUGUUAAUUGGAAUUUUGACGAGGGAUUACCGGAAGAAAUUCAGGAUCCCUACGAGGAGCCAACGUCUGCAGUUAAGGAGUCCAUUCAGAGGGAAGUUGAUGCCAUAAAGGCAGCAGAAUUGGGGGAUCUCACAAAGGCCGUGGAACUUUUUACUAGUGCCAUCGAGAUGGCGCCAAAACGACCAGCGCCUUGGAAUAAUCGUGCACAAGCUUAUCGACUUCUUGGCAAUGAUGAAGCCGCCCUUUCUGAUCUCGAAGAAGCCCUCAAAUUAUCCGGUGGCACAGGCCGUACAGGGUGCCGUGCCCUAUGUCAGCGUGGUCUACUGAGGCGCAAGAAUGGUGAUGAUGAUGGUGCUCGGAGUGACUUUAAAAGCGCCACAAAUCUCGGUAGCAAAUUUGCUCAUGGUCAAUUAAUCGAGAUGAAUCCAUAUGCAGCACUAUGCAAUCAAAUGCUUCGGGAUGCCUUCCAGAAGCUCUCGUAACAUAGAAGAAGAUGAUGAGAAAAAAAAGAAGAGAAGAAGCACGGAAAAGAAGGGUAUGGAGGAAGGAUAAAAGAAUAAAUCUCACUUAAUCACGUUU